AUGCUGGCAGCGAAGAAGUAUAACGGAGUCGAGCUCGACCCGCAGAUCAACGGAACGACAGUGCUCCAAAACGGAACAGCAGCGAGGCAAGAGUGCAAUGGUGAUACUCCAACACUGAGGACGAACAUCACAAAUAACAUAAUUGAGCCUGUCAUCAUCAUCGGUGCCGGGAUAGGAGGAUUAUGUCUUGCUCAAGGCUUGCAAAAAGCCGGUCGAGAUUUCCUGGUGCUUGAGCGUGACGCCUCAUUACACGAUCGACCUCAAGGAUAUCGGCUAAAGAUCGAACGCAAUGGUGCUCAAGCACUAAAGUCGGCUUUGACAGAGACUUGCUUCCAGAAGUUUGAAGCGACAUGCGCAAUCACGACUUGCGGACAGACUGACUACAACCCGCUGAACGGCCAGAUCACCAAGAGUCGAGCAGGCAGUGGGCUAGCUGGGCAGCAGGGCCUGGCCGCAACAUAUACCGUCGAUCGAGGAGUAUUUCGUUCGAUACUCACGACUGGAAUUUCUGACAAGAUCACGUUUGACAAAGAGCUUCUCUCCUACGACGUGAUCAACGAAGGCCGCAGCAUACUUGCAACGUUCAAAGACGGAUCUCAAAUACGAGGAAGUUUCCUGGUAGGAGCGGAUGGCAUUCGAUCCUCAGUGCGCAGAAAAAUGUUGCCCAAAAUGAAAUAUGUCGACACUGGCGCCAUGUGUAUCUACGGAAAGACACCUAUCACGCCAUCACUCGAAGCAGAGGUCCCACCGAAGGCGUUGAGGUGGAUGACUACAUUCGUGGACAGCGCACCACUAAUACAGUCCGUGCUCAUCGGAGACUCGCCACUGACACUAAUAUCAGAGCCUAUAAGAUGGUCGUCGGGGAGCAGAGCCCUGGGGCAAAUGCCAAUGGACUACGUGUAUUGGGCUAUGGUUGGCCGCAGGGAGCUGUUUACGGAUAGCAAAAGCACAAAGGCAUAUUCAGCAUCCGAAGCAUCGAAACUCAGCCUGGAAGUGACCAAAGAGUGGCACGACUCCAUGAAUGCGCUCAUGAGGUUGCAAGACACCGAGCAAUGCUCAGCUGUCCCCGUCGUAUCCGCGAUACCAGAGAUCCCGACUUGGCAGCCAUCGGAGCGAGUGACUCUGCUCGGCGAUGCCAUUCACGCGAUGUCACCAUGCGGAGGUGUAGGUGCCAACACCGCGCUAGUAGACGCAGCUGAGCUGGUUAAGCUCUUCGGGGACCCGAAGAGGACGGGACCUAGUGGCAUCGAUCCUACAUCCGUCUCCAUUGGGAACUACGAAGCGUCAAUGCGAGAGAGAGCUCGUGCUAUGAUCAUGCGAAGUUUUGUCGGGUCCAAAAAACUGUUUGAUCAGCGUCCUUUCGAGGAGUGCCCCGCAGUGGAGUGGUCACCAAAGGCCAUCCUUUCAACGAUCAUGCAUACCCGCAAUGAAGAUACUAGCCUCUAUGAGCUUAUUGCCACACUAGCUUGCAACGUGGGUGAAGUCAACAGCCAUCUACGCAAGCACAAUUUACCGGGACUCUCGUAUGGUGAGAGUCAUCCCACAUUACCUGAGAAUGCCGACUUCGCUUCUUAUGGCGAGUCUCGAGCUGCUGCCAUCGAGGCCGCCGAGAAGAUUUUGUACACGUUGAGAGGCCCACGUGAGGUUCUUCUCGACAUCUCGUUCCAGCAUUGCGCAUCUGCUUCAUUACAAGUCAUUCAACAUUACGAAAUCGCACAUCACAUCCCACUGCAGGGCACUACUACAUACGCGAAAGUCGCCGAGAGUGUGGGGAAAGGCAUCGAAUCGUCGCUUGUUCAACGAGUAGUGCAGCAUGCUAUCACAUAUGGACUGUUCCAAGAGAACGCUGCCGGCGAGGUCGGUCACAACAACACAUCGGCCUUGCUGGUAAAGGACCCAGAUCUCGAGGCAUGGCUGUACCUUUGUACCAAUGUAGCAUAUCCUGCCGGAGCACAGAUUCCCAGGGCGUUGGAGCUGUACGGUGCUAGCUCAGAAGCGGACGAGACAGCAUAUUCAGUCUCGAUUGGCAGAAAGAUUUCUCAGUUUCAGCGUUUCCGGGAGCCGGACGGAAAGGCCUUGUACAGCAUGUUCGGGAAAGCCAUGAAAGGCAUCUCAGCUGGAGGAGCAUCCGGUAUUAGCCAUGUUGUUGAUGGAUAUCCUUGGCAUCAGUUCUCUACCACGACGGAUCAUCUCAUCGUCGACGUAGGAGGCGGCAUGGGACACGUUGCUAUUGAGCUCGCCAAAACCCACGACACUCUACGCUUCGAAGUUCAAGACCUGCCCGAGACAGUCGAAAGUGCCGAGAAACAAUGCCCACCAGAGUUCAGAGACAGGAUUGAUUUUCGAGCGCACAAUUUCCUCGAGCAGCAACCGGAUCAUAAGGCAGCCAGUAUCACCUACUUUGCAAGAUUCAUUCUGCACGACUGGAGUGAUAAGUAUGCUUCGCAGAUACUGGAAGCUUUAGCGAAGAGUAUGCGACCACAAGAUCGCUUGAUUGUCAAUGAAGUUGUGAUUCCGGAGCUGGGCACAUUACCCCGCGGCGUUGAGAGACGACUACAUGAUCGAGAUUUACUGAUGCUCAUGAACCUGAACGGUCGCGAGCGUACCCUAUCGGUAUGGAAGCAAUUGUUUGACUCAAUCACGCCGACACUGCAGCUAAGGAAGAUUUACCGGCCCACCGAUGGCGAACUUUCUUUAAUAGAGUUAUCUUUGAGUGAUGGACAAGGACAACUCAACGGUAGUCACUAG
This is a messenger RNA of Cercospora beticola, 2748 nucleotides long. RefSeq lists its product as uncharacterized. The record is from RefSeq and is a predicted model, not a curated record. Gene Ontology annotation, molecular function: O-methyltransferase activity. Lineage: Eukaryota; Fungi; Ascomycota; Dothideomycetes; Mycosphaerellales; Mycosphaerellaceae.